Messenger RNA from Aspergillus nomiae NRRL 13137, 1248 nucleotides. RefSeq names its product 3'(2'),5'-bisphosphate nucleotidase. The transcript has a single exon. Gene Ontology annotation, molecular function: 3'(2'),5'-bisphosphate nucleotidase activity. Gene Ontology annotation, biological process: phosphatidylinositol phosphate biosynthetic process; sulfate assimilation. Lineage: Eukaryota; Fungi; Ascomycota; Eurotiomycetes; Eurotiales; Aspergillaceae. Bases 1 to 1248 code for a protein of 415 amino acids. The record is from RefSeq and is a predicted model, not a curated record.
AUGGGUCACCGGUCUGCGAAAUCGGCAGGCCGUCUCUCAAUUCGCCAACCGCGACGGUUGUUCUCCCGUCUAGUCCUCUGCUCCACUCUCCUACUGGGUGCCAGCAUCGUCCUAAAAAGCCGCCACCGUCUCAGCUCCUUCUUCCCCCACUUACUUACUCCUACACACUCAAAUACUCAAGUCACAACUAUGUCUUACCAACAGGAACGCUACAUUGCCGAACUCGCGGUCCAGCGAGCUACCCUUCUCACUCAGAAGGUCUUCAACGAAAAGGCAAAGGGUACCGUAUCGAAAGAUGACAAGUCACCCGUGACGAUCGGUGACUUUGGUGCCCAGGCUCUGAUCAUCCAGGCUAUCCGCAAGAACUUCCCCAACGAUGAGAUCGUCGCCGAAGAAGAGGCCAGUUCCCUCCGUGAGGAUAAAGGACUGAGCGCCGAAAUCUGGAGACUGGUUAAGGAUAUCAAGCUGGAGGACAGCCAAAGCGAUGAGAUCCUUGGUGGCCCCUUGCCAAGUGAAGAAGCAAUGCUGGACAUUAUCGAUCAGGGCAAGAGCGCGGGAGGCGCGAAGGGUCGCAUCUGGGCUUUGGACCCCAUCGACGGUACCAAGGGAUUCCUGCGUGGUGGCCAGUAUGCCGUCUGUCUCGGCUUGAUUGAGGAUGGUGACGUCAAGGUAGGAGCAAUUGGCUGCCCCAACCUACCAGUCAAUGACUCCGAUACUAUGUCUGCAUCAAUCGGUGUUGACCAGAACAGCGGUGCUGGUAACGGAGUCCUUUUCUCAGCUAUCAAGGGCGCCGGUUCCAUCAGCCGGCCUCUGAAGAACGGCGCUCUCGCUGAGAGCAAGUCUAUCUCCAUGCGUCCAGUGCCAGACAUUGCGCAGGCCGUCUUCUGUGAAGGAGUUGAGGCUGCCCACUCGGCUCAGGGCGACAAUGCUGCUGUUGCCCAGCGCCUUGGCAUUACCGCCCCCAGCGUGCGACUGGAUUCUCAGGCCAAGUACUGCUCUAUUGCCAGAGGUGCCGGUGAUAUCUAUCUACGUCUGCCUGUGAAGAAGGACUACCAAGAGAAGAUCUGGGAUCAUGCCGCUGGGGACCUCAUCGUGCGUGAGGCUGGCGGCCAAGUAACGGACAUCUACGGUCAGCGAUUGGAUUUCAGCAAGGGCCGGACCUUGGCUGCCAACAAGGGAGUUGUCGCUGCACCCAAGGCCCUCCAAGACCAGGUCAUUGAUGCUGUGAAGAUUGUCCUGAAGCUGUGA